Molecule: messenger RNA, 1353 nt
Organism: Brettanomyces bruxellensis
Lineage: Eukaryota; Fungi; Ascomycota; Pichiomycetes; Pichiales; Pichiaceae
Gene: GDI1
Product: Rab GDP dissociation inhibitor alpha
Exons: 1
Coding region: 1-1353 (450 amino acids)
Biological process (GO): protein transport; vesicle-mediated transport; small GTPase-mediated signal transduction
Cellular component (GO): cytoplasm
Molecular function (GO): Rab GDP-dissociation inhibitor activity
Source: RefSeq, a predicted model, not a curated record
AUGGAGGAAAAUUACGACGUGAUAGUUCUUGGAACAGGUUUGACAGAGUGCAUUCUUUCAGGUCUUCUCUCAAUUGAAGGCAAAAAGGUGCUUCACAUUGAUAAACAGGAGUACUAUGGAGGUGAGAGUGCCUCUUUGAACUUGACACAACUCUAUUCGAAGUUCAAACCAUCGAAACCGUACAAAGGACAGUAUGGAAAAGAUCGUGAUUGGUUGGUGGACCUCAUUCCAAAGUUCCUCAUGGCGAAUGGUGAAUUGACCAACAUUUUGGUCCACACUGAUGUCACCCGGUACAUGGAGUUUAAGCAGAUAUCGGGAUCGUUCGUUUACAGAGAUGGAGUAAUCGCAAAAGUGCCCGGUUCGACUACCGAGGCCAUUUCUUCGCCGUUGAUGGGAUUUUUCGAGAAAAGAAGAAUGAGGAACUUUUUGCAGUUCAUAGUGGACUACCAGGAGGACGAUCCAAACUCAAAGCAUGGCUUUGACCUUGAUAAGGAUACCAUGGAGCAGAUUUACACACACUAUGGACUUCAACCGGGAACACGUGACUUUAUCGGCCAUGCCAUGGCUUUGCACUCAAACGACAGCUAUCUCGACAAACCGGCAAGGGACACGUACAACCGGAUCAAUCUCUAUGUUACCUCGAUGGCCCGGUACGGGAAAUCGCCUUACAUCUAUCCGUUGUAUGGAUUGGGAGAGCUUCCUCAAGGUUUUGCUCGUUUAUCCGCCAUUUAUGGCGGUACUUUUAUGCUUGAUACGCCGAUCGACGAGUACUUGUGGACUGAAGACGGCAAAUUCGCCGGUGUUAAGACUAAAGAAGGUGUUGCCAAGGCUCCAAUCUGCAUUGCCGACCCAACUUACUUCCCUGAGAAGGUGAAAACCGUUUCUGGCGACCAGAAGGUCAUCAGAGCCAUUUGCAUCUUGGAUCACGCCAUCCCAAACACCAAUGAUGCCGAUUCCGCACAAAUCAUCAUCCCACAAAACCAGGUUGGCCGGAAAAACGACAUAUACAUUGCAGUGAUAUCCGGGGCACACAACAUUUGUGCAAAGGGUUACUAUGUUGCCAUUAUUUCCACCAUCAUAGAGACAGACAAACCCCACUUGGAGCUUGAACCUGCCUUCAAGAUUAUUGGCCCUACCAAGGAUGUUCUUAUGAGUAUUUCCCAGCUUUAUGAGCCAAAGGAGUCCGGCACUAAAGAUAAUGUCUACAUUUCCAAAUCUUACGACCCAUCUUCUCACUUCGAAAGUACUACUGACGAUGUUAAGGACAUAUAUAAGCGUGUCACGGGUCAUGAUUUGAUUCUUAAGCAGAGGAAAACAGUCCAGGAGGAGGCUGAGCUAGCUGGUUUGAGCUAA